Messenger RNA from Pongo pygmaeus (Bornean orangutan), 3853 nucleotides. RefSeq names its product gephyrin (gene GPHN). Gene Ontology annotation, cellular component: cytosol; cytoplasm; dendrite. Gene Ontology annotation, biological process: glycine receptor clustering; gamma-aminobutyric acid receptor clustering; Mo-molybdopterin cofactor biosynthetic process. Gene Ontology annotation, molecular function: molybdopterin molybdotransferase activity. The record is from RefSeq and is a predicted model, not a curated record. The transcript has 26 exons. The coding region runs from base 521 to 2989 and encodes 822 amino acids. NCBI's taxonomy places the organism in Eukaryota, Metazoa, Chordata, Mammalia, Primates, Hominidae.
GGGCGGGCUCCUUCCCGCUCCCAGUACUCAGCACCCGAGCUCUCACUCCUCCCCUCACUCUCCACGAGUUCCACGCCUCGGGGUGUAGCUCCGCCCCUGUCCCCGAGUCCGCCCCCGCAACCUCCAGAGCGUGUGCUCUCCUUUCCUCUCAGUCCUGCCAUCUAGCUGCCUUGGGUCUCGCGCUCCGCACAACGGUCCGACUCUCUCCGGCCUCGUUCCGCCGCCUCCGCGCGCUCUCCCCGUGCUGCCACCGCGCCCCCCAAGCUUGCCUCCUUCUUGCCGGACUUGGGGUCGCGCGCCCUGACUCCGCCCCCUCCCGCGGACCCGCGCACUCCCUGCGCGGCCUCUCCCCCACGCAGGCCACUGAGCACUCUGCGGCCUCCCCCUCCUUCCCCGCUCUCCUCGCGCUUCCCUGGCUCCCUAGCUGUCGCGCUCUCCUCGGCGAGCGCGCUCCCGGCCCGCGCGCUCCGGGCUCCGGUUUCUCCCGGCUCCUGUCAGUGCGGUGACUGCGCUGGGAAACAUGGCGACCGAGGGAAUGAUCCUUACUAACCACGACCAUCAAAUCCGUGUCGGAGUCCUUACAGUGAGUGAUAGUUGCUUCAGGAAUCUUGCAGAAGACCGCAGUGGGAUAAAUCUCAAAGAUCUCGUACAAGAUCCUUCUUUGUUGGGUGGGACUAUAUCAGCAUACAAGAUAGUACCAGACGAAAUAGAAGAAAUCAAGGAAACCCUGAUAGAUUGGUGUGAUGAAAAGGAACUUAAUUUGAUAUUAACAACUGGAGGAACAGGAUUUGCACCACGAGAUGUCACUCCAGAGAAAUUCCCAACAUUCCCAUUUUGUGGGCUCCAGAAAGGGGCCACAAAAGAAGUAAUAGAACGGGAAGCACCAGGGAUGGCCCUGGCAAUGCUGAUGGGAUCACUUAAUGUUACACCUCUGGGCAUGCUCUCUAGGCCUGUAUGUGGAAUCAGAGGGAAAACGCUCAUAAUUAACCUGCCAGGUAGCAAGAAAGGAUCUCAGGAAUGCUUUCAAUUCAUACUGCCAGCUCUACCUCAUGCCAUUGACCUUUUACGUGAUGCCAUUGUAAAAGUAAAGGAGGUGCAUGAUGAACUUGAAGAUUUGCCUUCCCCACCACCCCCUCUUUCCCCUCCUCCUACUACCAGCCCCCAUAAACAGACAGAAGACAAAGGGGUUCAAUGUGAGGAAGAGGAAGAAGAGAAGAAAGACAGUGGUGUUGCUUCAACAGAAGAUAGUUCCUCAUCACAUAUAACUGCAGCAGCCAUUGCUGCCAAGAAGCAUCCAUUCUACACCAGUCCUGCUGUUGUCAUGGCACACGGUGAACAGCCCAUCCCUGGUCUCAUCAAUUAUUCCCAUCAUUCAACAGAUGAACGGAUUCCAGACUCCAUCAUUUCUCGUGGUGUUCAGGUGCUCCCACGAGACACAGCCUCCCUCAGCACUACUCCUUCAGAAUCGCCUCGUGCUCAGGCUACAUCUCGCCUCUCUACGGCUUCCUGCCCAACACCAAAACAAAUUAGACGGCCGGAUGAAAGCAAAGGAGUUGCUAGUAGAGUUGGAUCCCUCAAACUCCACUCUAGAUUGGAAGGGCUUAAAGAUGAACUCUGGAGGAAUAGAGGCUACGACUUAAGAGUCCAGUCCAGGUGCAGCAGCAAGGAGAACAUUCUCAGAGCCAGUCACAGUGCUGUCGAUAUCACCAAGGUGGCUAGAAGACAUCGCAUGUCUCCUUUUCCUCUGACAUCUAUGGACAAAGCCUUUAUCACAGUCCUGGAGAUGACUCCGGUGCUUGGGACAGAAAUCAUCAAUUACCGAGAUGGAAUGGGGCGAGUCCUUGCUCAAGAUGUAUAUGCAAAAGACAAUUUACCCCCCUUCCCAGCAUCAGUAAAAGAUGGCUAUGCUGUCCGAGCUGCUGAUGGCCCAGGAGAUCGUUUCAUCAUUGGGGAAUCCCAAGCUGGUGAACAGCCAACUCAGACAGUAAUGCCAGGACAAGUCAUGCGGGUUACAACAGGUGCUCCAAUACCCUGCGGUGCUGAUGCAGUAGUACAAGUGGAAGAUACCGAACUUAUCAGGGAAUCAGAUGAUGGCACUGAAGAACUUGAAGUGCGAAUUCUGGUGCAAGCUCGGCCAGGCCAAGAUAUCAGACCCAUCGGCCAUGACAUUAAAAGAGGGGAAUGUGUUUUGGCCAAAGGAACCCACAUGGGCCCCUCAGAGAUUGGUCUUCUGGCAACUGUAGGUGUCACAGAGGUUGAAGUUAAUAAGUUUCCAGUGGUUGCAGUCAUGUCAACAGGGAAUGAGCUGCUAAAUCCUGAAGAUGACCUCUUACCAGGGAAGAUUCGAGACAGCAAUCGUUCAACUCUUCUAGCAACAAUUCAGGAACAUGGUUACCCCACAAUCAACUUGGGUAUUGUAGGAGACAACCCAGAUGACUUACUCAAUGCCUUGAAUGAGGGUAUCAGUCGUGCUGAUGUCAUCAUCACAUCAGGGGGUGUAUCCAUGGGGGAAAAGGACUAUCUCAAGCAGGUGCUGGACAUUGAUCUUCAUGCUCAGAUCCAUUUUGGCAGGGUUUUUAUGAAACCAGGCUUGCCAACAACAUUUGCAACUUUGGAUAUUGAUGGUGUAAGAAAAAUAAUCUUUGCACUACCUGGGAAUCCUGUAUCGGCUGUGGUCACCUGCAAUCUCUUUGUUGUGCCUGCACUGAGGAAAAUGCAGGGCAUCUUGGAUCCUCGGCCAACCAUCAUCAAAGCAAGGUUAUCAUGUGAUGUAAAACUUGAUCCUCGUCCAGAAUACCAUCGGUGUAUACUAACUUGGCAUCACCAAGAACCACUACCUUGGGCACAGAGUACAGGUAAUCAAAUGAGCAGCCGUCUGAUGAGCAUGCGCAGUGCCAAUGGAUUGUUGAUGCUACCUCCAAAGACAGAACAGUACGUGGAGCUCCACAAAGGCGAGGUGGUGGAUGUCAUGGUCAUUGGACGGCUAUGAUGGUCACCAGCAGGAGAAAGCUUUGAUGCAUGUCCACAUAUCAUUGACUGUAUCCUGUAAUAUGCAACAGCACAGCUAGUUUUCCCGAUUUGGAUAAAAGUUGAUCUGUAUAGUCAACAUCUUGAACUAUAUUUCAAAUGAAUUUAAAUAUCUUUUAAAGAAAAAAACACCUAAAAAUAAAUCUUAACAGACGAUUCUAUUCUGAUUAUAUCAAGGCAAAUUUUUCCUUUCUUGCAAAUUGCUUUGUGUGUUCAAUGCUAGGUCUGAUAGCGAUAGCUUUUAGUAGACAGCGGUAGGUGCCUGCAGAACUUGUGUUUUUCUCAUCUUUAAAAUACAACUACUUAUGCUCUUAAAUCAAGGCUGUCUGCUUUUAUACUAGCGUAGGCAACACUUGGAUUUCCCUUCUUAGUAUGCUUCAUAACUGCUUUACAGAGAGCUUUUGCUUGUUCUUUCUCAUGUAUCUCGUGUUUAUGUGCACAGUGCCAAAAGAAGACUGACUGGGUGGAGGCUCUGCCUUGCCUCAAGAACCAUCCCCUGCAGAGCAUCCAGGGAGGUUUCUCGCCCCAAUAGCCUCACGGCACAGUACUCUUGGGCAGUAACUGGACACCUUUUAUUUGAACAAACAAACUGAAGAAAAAAUGCUUCCUUAAGUGCUGACAGCCUUUUUAACCAAUACAUUUAAAAUUGUACAGAACAAAAAAAUAAAAUCAAAGACUGAUCUUGUACAGAUAUUAGUGUUACCAGCAUUCAUGUGGAAAUCAAGAGCAAAGACAAAAUAAUGUUAAACAAUUCUGUACCAUAACAUUUUCUGUAAUGAUACUGAAACUUAAUGAAUAAAAAAAUUCCUUGAUCAUUAUUUAAAAA